CAAAAUCAAGUUCAAAAGUGUUGGCGGCUGUAAACAAGACAGAAAAUGUUAUUUUGAUCCGAGUUUUAUAGAAAAGAAAAUGUCAUUCCCAAAAGCAUCAAUCAAACGUUUCAAUGACAACCAAGGUUGUGCUCCCCCACCUGGCACUUAUGACCCAAAACAGUGUGAGAAGGCUGCUGGGUUUGUUGUCGACAAGACAGAGAGAUUUAAAAUUCCAAAAGCGGAGCAAACUUUCAAUGUAAGCUCAUUCACCUCUACAAGCACUCCAAACAAGAAACCUCCACCACCACCAAACAAAAAGCCUCUAACAACAGUGGACCAGAGUCAAGUGAAAGAAUUGGAAAAAGAGAUUCGCAAGCUAGUUAAGGAGCGGACAGAUCGAGAAAAGCUGCUAUCACAAAAGGAGGAAGAGUUGCGGAAACUUGAUGGGCGACUGCAUAAUGCCACAUUGGAAAGGAGCUCCCUCCAGGCUCGCAUUGCUGGAGCUGAGAAGGAACUGAAAGAGGCUAAGAAAUCCAAUGAUCUUCUCAAAAAUAGGGUGUCAACAAGCGAGAAUGUCGGUCGGAAGUAUGAGGAGGUGCAGGCAGAGGUUACCACACUCCGAGCUGCCGUACGAGAGAAGGACGGGGAGAUCACUCGGCUACGGGAACAGCUGGAGGCAACGCUAGCGACACUGGUAGGGGAGGUGGCAUGGUUGGACUCGAGCUUGGAAGGUUUGGAGGGAAUGUUGUCUAAAGAUGGAAAGGGAGAGGACAUGUCCCAGAUGAAAGCUGAUGGUACAGUUUCCUCACCAACGAGGACCAGGAAAACUGCAGAUAUUUUGAAGAGGCUACAGAAUGAAAAGCUUACAACAGAUGAAAAGUUCAAGCUUGUCAAGAAAGCAUACGAGGUUCUCCAUGCCCGGAUGACAAGUGUAUUCCAGCGAUUAGAGAGCCAAACUAGCGAGUUGGUGGGCCAGUAUGAGGGUCUUGUGUCUACAAACAGCCAGCUGAAGGCUGCAGUACAGGACAUACAGGGACAGUUACAUGAGGCACUGCAGGCCAGGACAGAACUGGAGACUCACAGGAAGAACCUUGAAGAGAACACCACCUUUUUACAGACACAAAUUGAAAGUCUCUCAAAUGACAAUAACUUCAUGAAAGACAAUAUAAAGUCACUAACAGUUAAUAUUGAAGAGCUACAAGUUGACAAAUCACAACUACAGCUGCAGUUUGAUGAUUUACAGCAGGUACAUGAAACAGCAGUGAAAGAGAACUGUGAGAAAUUGAGGUUUUUGGAAGACAGGGAAGUUCUUGUAAGUCAAUCCACUUCUGGGCUUCAUGAACGCAUUGUCGAAUUACAAGCGGAAAAUGAAGACCUGGCUGCAACACUUAAGGAAACUGGUGAAUUACUUAGCAGGACUAAGGAAGAAAAUGCCAGGCUUGAAGAAAUGUUCGAACACGCUGAAUGUAAAUGGCAGGGUGAGAAAAAGCAUCUUCUGAUUCAGGUGGAGGAGCUUGUCAUUCAGAAAUCCAUGGUGGAAAGUCAGUUGACUGAUACAGAAGUUAAGGUGAAGUUACUGGAGUGUGACCUUGUAGAUCAGAAGGCUUACACAGAGGAACAGAUACAAAAUUUGCUUGGACAGUUGGAUGGUGAGAAAGCAGAGCUGGUUCAGUUACAGAACAAACUUGGAGAUCUUGUGUAUGAGAAAUCUCAGUUGCAUACAGAGAUAGGGCACCUGGAAGCACAGAUGAAGCUAGUCAAAUGUGAGGUUGAUGAGACAAAAUGUGAAGCAGAUAAGGUUGUGGAUAACUUGAAAGAACGUCUUGAGAAGUUAACCCUUGAAAAAACAAAAUCGGAUGAUAAAACCACGGAGUUGAAAAAUCAGAAUGAAACACUACAGUGCACACUUGAAAAAUUCCAAUCAGACUUUGAUGACUUCUCCGAGAAGUGUUCUUUAGAGAAAAAUGAUGCACAAAGUCGGGUGUCAGACUUGAUCAGCGAGGUGGACGGGUUGAGGGAACAGCGGGACCAGAUGAGUCAUGACCUGGAGGACAUACAGCUUGAGAAGGCAGAAGUUGAUAUGGAGGUGGCCAAGCUGCAGUGUAGGAUCAACGUGCUUGAGAUGGAGAGUAACCAGACUCGUGAGGAAUAUGAGGAACAGUUAGCUCAUAACCAGGAUGAGAUCUCGGCCAUUAGGGGAGAGAAAGAGCAGAUGGAACGUGACAUGGAACGACACGGCAUUGACCUCCUUACCAAUGCCUCUCAGAUCCGUGAACUCCAGGAACAGCUGCAAUUUAAAACCAGUGAGUGUGGUAGGCUAGAAGCUGAGAUUGAGGGCCUCCAAGACCAGCUGAAGGGGAAGGAUGAGGCCCUAACUGGGGUCCAGGCUGACCUUGCUGACCUACAGAAGUCUUAUGACCAGAAAGUGUGUGAGAUUGAGGAGCUGAGCCAGGAGACAGACAGGCUGGCAGAUCAGCUACAGACUCAGGGGGAGAAAUAUGAGGACCUUGAGAGUCAAUACCAGCAGGCGAGGGCUGACUUCCUCAAGCGUUGUGAUGAGCGAGAUGAACUAUCAAGAAAGAAUGAGGCCAAGGAUGCCAGCAUACAGAUCAUGUCUAUGCAGUUGAUAGAGCUGGAAGAAAAAAUGAAAACUCAGGAUGAAAGGCACAUGCAGGAGCUGAAAGAGCAAGAUGCGGAGCUGACUGCAGCUAAUCAGAAGGUCUCCAACUACAAACAGCAGAUCGUGGACUACAAGGAACACCUACAGACGAAGAGUGAAGAAGUUGAUGAGCUUCAGCUGCGUGUGGAAGAGCUUGAUGCAGAGAUCACAAUGGCCGCCCGCGAGGCUGUGGACUACUGUGAACGCAUUGACAUACUGAAGAGAUACAAUGGUUACCUGUAUGAGAAGAUGAUCUGUGUCACCCACACCGGGUACCAGAUCUUUGACGAGAUAGACAACGCUAACUCCGGUGAAAAGGAGGGUGUUGAGGUUCAGAAGUCUGCCCUGGUAGAGGAAUAUGAAAAACAGCUGACUGAGCUAAGGGAUCAUGUGACAGGAGCAACAAAUACGCACGAGAUAGAACAGGAACUGGCAAGAUACCGUCAGCUGUAUGAAGAUCUACAGGCCAAGGUGGAACCCUUCAUGGACCAGUUGGAUGCUUUCGAGGCUGAGAAAAACAUGCUGCUUGGUCAAAACAAGGAUGUUCAAGCUGAGAUAGAGAAGCUGGGUCGGAACUACGCCCAACUGCUGGGACAUCAGAACCAGAAACAGAAGAUCAAACACAUUGUCAAGAUCAAGGACGAAAACGGCACUCUCAAAAAGGAGAACUUUUCCCUGAAAGAGCAGGUGGAGAAACAGAAGCGUCACAUUCGGAAGCUGGAGGAGAAGACUGUCCCACGGAGGUUUGCUCCAGAAAAGGCCUUCCAACAUGGGAAGGAGAACAUCACAGGACCAGCACCCACAGGAAAAUCCCCCUUGCGAGAAGUGAACAGAAAAUGAAGCGACAGACUUCAGGGAAAUAACAGCUGACAUGAAGGCUGUCGACGAUGUAAAUAUCUGUAUAAUAGUUUGGUCUUACUUAGUGAUUAGGGAAAUGUUUAAAAAUUACCUUAAAACAUGCAGAUAUGAUACAAAAUGUAUGGAAAAAGAUCUGAAAUUAUUGUAAAAUUUUGCAAGAGGUAUGUUAAAAAUGCUGAAAAAUAUUGAAAACGUUAAGAAGUGCAGAAAAAACACUUGUUAACCAUACCAGGCACAAAGAAUUUGGGUCUCAUACCUGUUGUGUUCAAAAAUAGAUGAAUAGUUAGAACAUUGUGACUUUCAAUGUAUAUACAUAUCAAUCUGUAUCAACAAUGAAAUAAAGAAAUAAUGGUAAGAAAUGAAUAACUCCAUUUAGGCACUUUAAACGCUGUAUCAAAGUAGAGAUGAUUUUAUUAGAACAACUGCAGUUAUUUAUUCUUAUUAUGUUAUAACAUAUCAGUGUAAUUGUGUAGUGUUGGAAGUUUGUAAGGUUCUCAAAAUUGUCACCAUCCUAUCGGUGUGUAUCUAUGUACUUUGUGCUGUUGUCUUUCUUAUGUAAUGUGUGUUUUUGUACACAUUUGUAUUUUAGCAUAGUCAUGUUGGUUUAGGAAUUUUAGAAUGAUGUAUAAAAUUCUUUAUAUGAUGCAUAAUAUGUCUUUUUAUGUUGAACCUUUAACAAACUGUUUUAAUCCACUUUUUUUAAUAACACAAGGACACAUGAUGAUAAUUAUGCAAUAUCUUAUCAAAUUGAUAACUCUUAUAUGUCAAUGUAUGUUAAACUUACUUCCUACUGUUUUGUUUUCAUGCAGUUGUUUUAUCUCUUCUGUAAUGCUAAAUCUGAUCUUGCUGUCUUUAUGUACCAGGGACUUGUCAUUUAUUUGUGAAUUAUGUGAAUACAAACAAUUGUAACAACUUGAAAAUUGGGCAAUAAAUUGUACACAAUUGA
Mya arenaria is the source of this 4445-nucleotide messenger RNA. Its product is annotated as hyaluronan mediated motility receptor-like. NCBI's taxonomy places the organism in Eukaryota, Metazoa, Mollusca, Bivalvia, Myida, Myidae. The record is from RefSeq and is a predicted model, not a curated record. Gene Ontology annotation, cellular component: membrane. The transcript has 22 exons. Bases 80 to 3481 code for a protein of 1133 amino acids. Gene Ontology annotation, molecular function: hyaluronic acid binding.